GUGGAAUCGGCAUUGACACCGAAACACAUGUUUACGUCCGUGCGCGCUUGCUAAGUUCGACUACUUUGACUUGAAAUUCCUGGUUUUUUUCUCGCUUAGUUAGCGAUCUGCUGUCGUAGCGCAUUGCAUUCCAUAAACGCGUGACGGCAACAAUCAGUCUUUCGACGCUGAUGUGAAUUGUAGUAGAGUGACCUCUAAUUGUAGUCAUUUUACAACGGACCCGGCGUGCGUCUAGACUCAAACGUGGAGUUAUCGUUUUUGUUGAAAGCGUGAAUCGACGACUCUUCCACAAUGGCCGCAUCGCUUGAAGGAUAUGUCAACCACACAGUAUCAAUUAUUACUGCCGAUGGUCGUCACAUAGUGGGCACACUGAAAGGCUUUGACCAGACCAUUAACCUGAUACUGGACGAAAGCCAUGAACGCGUGUACAGUUCAGACCAUGGUGUUGAGCAGGUGCCCCUGGGACUGUACAUUGUGCGAGGAGAUAAUGUGGUUGUCGUCGGGCAAGUGGACGAUGAGUUGGACAUGCAUCUAGACUUGGCGAACAUGCGCGCUGAACCACUGAAUGCUGUGGUCCACUAGUGGAGUGGUGCGUUGUCUGGACAAGGACCUUAGCAGCCUAACUUGAUUGCUGCUUUAGGGCUGCUUCAUUUUUGAGAAAAUGUUUUUUUUUUAACUCUUUAAUUUGUCGCGUGUGGAGAAUUGAAGCAGGGGCGCAUGCAGCCAUCUGAGAACUAAAGCCAUUCGAGCUUGUCCUGCUGUACUUAAAGGGACUAUGGGCAAACAAAUUAAGUCAAAAUGAUACAUUAGUGCUCUAAAAUGUUUGAAACAACAGUUUUACCAAAGACAAAAUUUUUGUAAGUUAAGCACGAAUGUGUAAAUGUAGGAUGCGAUUGGUCUCACCACUGAAAAUACACUGCCAGCCUCCAGCGAUACAUUGUGUCAUGUUCAUAAUUGGUAAGUGUAGUAGUAACCCCAGAUAAUAAAGAGAGAAUCAUUGAAUUUCAACAUGAAA
Messenger RNA from Dermacentor silvarum, 1015 nucleotides. RefSeq names its product U6 snRNA-associated Sm-like protein LSm8. Lineage: Eukaryota; Metazoa; Arthropoda; Arachnida; Ixodida; Ixodidae. Gene Ontology annotation, biological process: mRNA splicing, via spliceosome. The transcript has 4 exons. Gene Ontology annotation, molecular function: RNA binding. The record is from RefSeq and is a predicted model, not a curated record. Gene Ontology annotation, cellular component: precatalytic spliceosome; U6 snRNP; U4/U6 x U5 tri-snRNP complex. Bases 292 to 582 code for a protein of 96 amino acids.